AGCCAACCAACUUAUGGCGGGAUUUUCGACAAAACGGAAACCGAAACUGACUACUGACUCUGGUUACGUGCUCCGGUAUACAUAUAUUUGGAAGAUGAUGCCGACUUAACAGUAACGCACGAUGGCAGGCGAGGUCGACAGUUGCUCAAUGACCCCACCUAUGUCACCCAUGUUUGAGACUGACUUCGAUUACAUUUUGGAGUCCCAAGAGCCUUCUCCUGUGAAAAUGCCACUUCAUGAUUUCAUGGAAAUUGAAAGUUGCAAUGCAUCGGGAUGCUUUAUGUGUGGUGGAAGGCUGGAUGGUGUUCAGAGAAUCAGUUUUCGAAGGGACAGUGUUUUGAAGAGUGGCCAAUUACAGAGAAAGCUUAGCAUUUCAAAGGAUGACAGAAGCUUCAAUGAUACUGUGACUGAACUCUUCGGAUUCCAGUUUGUUCCACAAUUUGCCCUUUCCGAUCAGAUGGAAAGACUGUUUAUGUUUGCAAAAAACUGUAUAUUAGAAGUACAAAGAUCAUCAACAGUGUUCUUUGAUGCAGGUAGAAGUGAAGCUUUAUUGGAGCAUCGAAUACAGCUGAAGACAUUUUUAAAUUACAUCAAUGUUUACAUUCAAACUUAUGCUGGUUCUGAAGGAGGUGCUCGCGACUUGUUUUGUACGCGUCUGCUUUCUCAGCUACACAGUGUUCUGUUGUACAGCGGCAGACUCACGACUCAGUCACAUCUGGAGAAUGAGAGUACAAAGAGUGGUAGUGCCAGUUAUCACACUUUUCACCUGCAGCUUGACAUUUACUGGAGUCUGUUGGAUAUUUUCAACACAUUGCACAGUAAAUUUCCUGGAUUCACAACAAGCCAGAGAUUGUGUGUCACUCAAAAUGGAGAUUAUUCUGAAUUCACGUGCUUUGACCAACUUGUACAGAUUGUGUUUUGGGACUUGGUAUACUUGUCCACCAUUAAGCAUGACAAGUUGGGUCCCGCAGACUACCUGAAGGUUUCUCCAUUUCCGUGCAGCUGUGUAGCCGAACUGUUUAUAUUCAUCAUCCAUCUGACGUCACAACAACACAGCUGUAGUACAGAUGAUUCAUUCUGGGUUCGGUGCCACAGUGUUGUUCAGAUAAUGUGUGAAAAUACAGACACAUCAGAACAGAUACAAGAAAGAGAUAGUGACGUGUUCGUCAACCCACCCUCAACCCUGCCUAAGAAUCCCAUUGGCUGCAGCAUGUGGUUAAUAACUCACCUGGCACAUCUGUUUACAUACGAUGACAUCGGCAACACUAAAACACUGGAACCUAUGGACUGCAAUUACCUAAUUGUCAAGAAUACUCUGCAGAAAAAACUGUCUCAGAACUCGCUGACAGAGGCUGAACUGCGUAGUUUCCUCCAUUGUUGUCUGUCUCUGUCGAAGAUCUGGAAAGCCGACACGACCAUUGUGGUUCAACUCUGGGAAUACUUCUACCGCCGACUGAAUAAUACAUUCCAGUUGUCGGGAUCAAAUGUGGAAGGUCUUGCAUCUGUCGGCCAAAAUACCCAUUUUCUCUUGGAUCAGUGCAAGAAGUGGAGCUCAGGUCAAGAAGAUGGGAUUGAUAAAGAAAACAGUUUUUACUUAUUUCUGCGCCUGCUAGGAUGGCAGCUAUCUAGAGUGGUCAGGGUGGGAUCGUUACAUGAAUGGAGGCAGAUCAAAGGAAGAUUCUUUUCAAAGUUUCACCAGCGGCGUAUGCAGGAGUUGACAGAAUUGGGACUGCAGAAUUUCAGCUGUUUAUUUCUAACACUCGCACUGACGGUUGAGUUGGAGGAUGUGGCAAACAAGCUUUGCUCUUUCUACGACAUGGUUGAAUUUUCUGAUACCAAUAUUCAGAAGAGAUCUGUGGUAUGGCUGGGUGGACUGGCACUGGCUCAGAUCUAUGUUGAGAGAGGGAUGGACAUGGCAUUUAUAGCAGACAAACUGGUCACCUCAUUUAAUUCAGUCUGCAAGGAGUUUGUUGAGUUGGGUUUGGAUCCAUCUCGACGUUACCGCCUGUGGAGAAUGAUCAGUUUGUAUCUGGAGGCAACACAGGAUAUUUUCGAAAACAGUCCAAGCCUUGGCUGUUCAGAACACAGAUUGCUUGGUAAUGGAGUUGGCUGCAUACUGUCUGUCUGCCGAGACAGUGAGUUGAGGUUUACCUUGAUGACUUUGCAUUCUGUGUUUUCCACCUUCAGGAGUAUGCUGUUGAAGGUUCAGAGUUGUCAUGGAGACAGAGAAAAGGCUCAGUUACGGUCCAUGGAACUACAAUACAUAGCAUUGAGCACAGUUCUGUGGAAUGAAGUAUGCCCGUUCAUCAAGGAACACGCGACCACUCUGACUCCACCCAUGUGCCUUGCGGACCUAGCAGCUGUCAUCUGUCUUCUCUCCAAAGAUCUACCCAGUCUUCAGUCACCUACGAGUAGUUUCAAAGCCAUAUUCCAUCAUUUUGCUGGUGCAGAUGGUAUCCAUGUUGGUCUUUCCUGCCAUUUUGUGGCCCAGGUUGUUGGUGAGGAGGGUGUUUUGGACUGGAUGCUUGUCAACAUUCCCGGAAUUCAGGUGCAGCUCGUUCAGUCGUGGUUCAGAUGUGUCAUGUUGAUUCCCGCUUCAUUCCUAGAGUUGCAGAACUUUACCAGGAUUGUCACAAAACUUCCUGAAGUGCAGGAAAUGUCUUCUUCUGCAAACCUCACCACUGAUGGAGGUGUAGAGCACACUCCUAAAGACUUUCUCAAAACAUUAGGAAAGGUUUACUUUAGAUGUGAGAAUUUCAGAGAAAAGAUGCUUGUCAGGGACAAAGUGAUGAACUAUUUCAUUAAUGUCCCAAGGCAGAUAACUCCUGUUCUGCGAGUGAUGGGUCCUACAGAGACCGUCACAGCCAUGUAUACAGUAGUUGGACAACUCAUGAAGUACUGUUCACCCAUGCUGUAUGUGCAGUCGAAGCCAAACUGCCCUCUACCCGCUAUUCUUGAGGCUAUGAUUGUUCCACACUUUCUCAUCAAGACCAGCAAACCAGUUAGUCCAGUGUUUCUCGGAGCAGUACGAGACCAUCUUCAUCUGUUCAUGCUUGGCUUGUCGAGACUUGACUACCGAAGAGAUCCGUACUUACAGAGAAGACUGAAGGACAUAAUUUCCAUCUACUUGACGAGGUUUUCUUUAAAAUCUCAAGGCUCAACUGCUGUGUCUGUGGUACACCCACUUGUGAGUUCCCUUUGUGAAUCAUUCAUAAAAAGUCCGAGCAGUGAAGCGAUUGGUUUCCGUGAACACCUUCUGGAGUUGAUUCACUGUGAAUACCUUCAGCUGAAGAACCUCACAGUACCACAGUCGGCUAGUGUGGGUCUUGCCUAUGUGACUGAAGUUCUACAAAGGACUACCAGUGGUGAAGUCAUAGCAAGAGACAUUCACACUCUGUUGAGGACCAUCCUAGAAUAUGUUCUCCUGUCAACAUCAUCGGCUAUGAAACAACACGCCGUUCAUAUUAUGCAGUAUCUAGUGGAAGCCUGCAAGAAACAUCCCAGCAUUGUUUCUGUAAACCAGCUGAGUUCAGUCUUGCGAAGCUUUCUGAAGAUAUUUUUCAACCUCCAGUAUGAGGGUGUUCUGCAGAUAAUGGAGAAACUUUCCCUGAUCUACCCAGACCUGAUGGUCAGUCUCAUCUCUGAUAUGACACAGGCUGUCCGUGCGCUGGAGAACAAGAGAGGGGUCGGUGUCGACACAAGACUGAGGCAGAGCUACUUUUCUGUUCUUCAACAACUUGGUGAACUAGGACAGAGUGAAAUCACAGCAUUGAAAACUCAGCUGGAUGUACAUGAAACAAACUCCUGAUGCCAUUGGUCUCCGGUUUGAAAUUAUUGGGGAGGGGUGGACUGUUUACAAUCCCAGUAAUAAUAUGUUGAGCUCAAGAAGAAAACUUCAAAAUGAUCGAGACUUUAUGAAGAUAGCAGCAUCCCAACUUCUGUAGUCAUAAACUUCUAUCUGGUGAGGAGAAAUGUACUUUAAACUAUAAUAAUUAUUGUUCAGCUGAAAUUGUGGACCGACAUCUACAAACCUUGUGGUAUUGUGGAUAAACUAAUACAAAUUUUUUUUUAAGCUAGUGAGAUUGAAUGUGAUUUAUGGAAAUAAUGCAGCCAACUGAAAAUUACUUUGUUGCAGCCGUUUUCAUCCACCAAAUUAUUUUUUGAAUUGUUGAGAUUAUUUACAUAUGUACAUUAAAUCUGUGUCAACUAAA
Molecule: messenger RNA, 4211 nt
Organism: Gigantopelta aegis
Lineage: Eukaryota; Metazoa; Mollusca; Gastropoda; Neomphalida; Peltospiridae
Product: protein MMS22-like
Exons: 35
Coding region: 122-3808 (1228 amino acids)
Biological process (GO): replication fork processing; double-strand break repair via homologous recombination
Cellular component (GO): nuclear replication fork
Source: RefSeq, a predicted model, not a curated record